This is a messenger RNA of Manihot esculenta (cassava), 3305 nucleotides long. Its product is annotated as leucine-rich repeat receptor-like serine/threonine-protein kinase BAM3. The coding region runs from base 161 to 3121 and encodes 986 amino acids. Gene Ontology annotation, molecular function: receptor serine/threonine kinase binding; ATP binding; protein kinase activity. The record is from RefSeq and is a predicted model, not a curated record. NCBI's taxonomy places the organism in Eukaryota, Viridiplantae, Streptophyta, Magnoliopsida, Malpighiales, Euphorbiaceae. Gene Ontology annotation, biological process: protein phosphorylation. The transcript has 2 exons.
UUGGAAGCUGUUCAUAUUCAAUUUUAACUUUGUCUUUUAAGAUUCAAUAGACUUCUCUCUGUCUCACUUCUCAGUAUAAGCUAUGAAAUGGUCGUUGAUUUCGUUUAUUCUUGAUAAAACAGAUUGGGUUUACAACCCAUUUCUUUGUUAAAUCCAUUUCAUGGCUGCUGGUGUGAAGUUUGCCUUCUUCUUUUGUCUAGUUGUUUUGAUUCUUAGUUCUUCUCAUUCACUUUCGUCACAUAAUCUCCACCUUAUGAGGCAAGCUUCAAUCCUUGUUUCAGUUAAACAAAGUUUUGAAUCUUAUGAUCCUUCGCUCAAUUCCUGGGAUAUGAAAAACUACUUGCUUCUCUGUUCUUGGGCUGGCAUCCGUUGCGACGUAAUGAACAGAUCAGUAGUUUCUUUGGAUAUAUCCAAUUUCAACAUCUCUGGCUCUUUGUCACCUGUCAUCACUGACCUUCGUAGUCUUGUCAAUCUUUCUCUCCCUGGAAACAGCAUCUCUGGCGAGUUCCCUCGAGAUAUUCACAUGCUUUCGAGGCUUCAAUUCCUGAAUGUGUCUGAUAAUCAAUUUAGUGGGGAGCUGGACUGGGACUUCUCUCAGUUGAAAGGGCUUCAAGUUCUGGAUGUUUAUGACAACGACUUCAAUGCUUCAUUGCCACUAGGUGUCACUCAACUUACCAAGCUAAAGCACUUGGAUUUAGGUGGGAAUUACUUUACUGGGACUAUCCCUGCGAGCUAUGGGAGUAUGGUGCAGCUGAAUUAUCUGUCAGUGAAGGGAAAUGAUUUGCGUGGUUUUUUACCUGGCGAGCUUGGUAAUCUUACUAAUCUUGAGCGGCUCUACUUGGGCUAUUUCAAUGAAUUUGAUGGUGGAAUACCACCUGAGUUGGGUAAGUUAAUCAAUCUGAUUCACCUAGACCUUGCAAAUUGCAGCUUGGAGGGUCCAUUACCUCCAGAGUUGGGAAACCUUAACAAGUUAGACACUCUUUUCUUGCAAACAAAUGAACUCUCUGGUUCGAUACCCCGCGAGCUGGGAAAUUUGAGCAGCAUCAAAUCUAUGGAUCUUUCAAACAAUUUUCUAACAGGAGAUAUACCACCCGAGUUUUCUGGGCUUCAAGAACUCACUCUACUGAACCUAUUCCUAAACAAGCUACAUGGAGAGAUCCCAGGUUUCAUCGCGGAGCUACCAAAAUUGGAAGUCCUGAAGCUGUGGCGCAAUAAUUUGACAGGAGCUAUUCCUGAAAAGCUUGGAGAAAACGGCAGAUUAAUUGAACUCGACCUCUCAAGCAAUAAGCUCACUGGAUUGGUCCCCAGAUCACUCUGCUUAGGGAGGAAACUAAAGAUUCUCAUUUUGCGCAUCAACUUUCUAUUCGGACCUCUGCCUGAUGAUCUUGGCCAUUGCGACACGCUAACAAGAGUUAGAUUGGGGCAGAAUUAUCUGGCAGGAUCAAUUCCAAGUGGUUUUCUUUACUUGCCUGAGCUGUCACUCAUGGAGUUGCACAACAAUUAUCUCAGUGGACGAGUUCUAGAGCAAACCAGUAAGAUAUCCUCAAAACUUAAGCAGCUGAAUAUUUCAAAUAAUCGUUUAUCUGGGUCUCUUCCUGCAUCUAUAGGAAAUUACUCUAGCCUUCAGAUUCUUCUCCUGAAUGGAAACCAAUUUACGGGGGAAAUUCCACCUGAAAUAGGUCGAUUGAAAAAUGUCCUCACUUUGGAUAUGAGCAGAAACAACUUCUCAGGCAAUAUUCCCCCUGAGAUUGGGAAUUGUCAAAUGUUAACUUCUUUGGAUUUGAGCCAAAACCAACUCUCAGGCCCAAUCCCAGUUGAGAUCACUCAAAUUCACAUAUUGAACUAUUUCAAUAUCUCCUGGAACCACUUGAACCAGAGUCUUCCUAAGGAAAUUGGGUCCAUGAAAAGCCUAACCUCUGCGGAUUUCUCCCACAAUAACUUCUCUGGUUUUAUACCUGAAUUUGGACAGUAUCCAUUCUUCAACUCCUCAUCCUUUUCUGGUAAUCCUUACCUGUGUGGGUAUUAUUUGAUUCCUUGUAACAAUUCCUCCAUCUUUUCAUUGCAAUUCCAUGACCAAAACAAUUCCAGGGCACAGGUCCCUGGAAAAUUCAAGCUUCUAUUUGCUCUAGGACUAUUAGCAUGCUCGCUGGUAUUUGCUAUUUUGGCAGUUAUCAAGACUCGAAAAGUACGAACAAACUCGGAAAGCUGGAAGCUCACAGCAUUCCAAAAGCUGGAAUUUGGAUGCGAAGACAUACUAGAAUGUGUCAAGGAAAACAACAUUAUAGGUAGAGGUGGAGCUGGGAUUGUUUAUAGAGGGGUAAUGCCAAAUGGGGAACAAGUUGCAGUGAAGAAGUUGCUGGGAAUAAGCAAAGGGUGUUCUCAUGACAAUGGCCUCUCAGCAGAAAUACAAACAUUGGGCAGAAUCAGACACAGAAACAUUGUGAGGUUGCUGGGAUUCUGUUCCAAUAAAGAGACAAAUCUACUAAUCUAUGAGUGCAUGUCACAUGGAAGCUUAGGUGAAGUUCUGCAUGGGAAGAGAGGAGGGUAUCUCAGGUGGGAUACCAGGUUGAAAAUCGCCAUUGGAGCUGCAAAAGGACUAUGCUACUUGCAUCAUGAUUGUUCCCCUCUAAUUAUCCACAGAGAUGUUAAGUCCAAUAACAUUUUAAUUAACUCAGAUUUUGAAGCUCAUGUAGCUGAUUUCGGACUUGCCAAGUUCUUGCAAGACACUGGAACAUCGGAAUGCAUGUCUGCAAUUGCUGGCUCCUAUGGUUAUAUUGCUCCAGAGUAUGCAUACACCUUGAAAGUGGACGAGAAGAGCGAUGUGUACAGCUUUGGAGUGGUACUGCUUGAGUUAAUCACAGGAAGAAGGCCAGUUGGUGAUUUUGGAGAAGAAGGGCUAGACAUUGUUCAAUGGACUAAAAUACAAACCAACUCAAUCAAAGAAAUGGCGGUUAAGAUCUUGGAUCAGAGACUCACUGACGUUGCACUAAGUGAAGCAAUGCAGGUGUUCUUUGUAGCUAUGCUAUGUGUUCAGGAACAAAGUAUAGAGAGGCCAACCAUGAGAGAAGUUGUCCAAAUGCUUGCAGAGGCUAAACAACCCAAUGCACCCAACAUGCAGUAGGAGAAAGACUGGGAUCACUAUGCUCAAUUGCAGUAGUCGUGAAGCCACAUCAAUAUCUGUAAGACACGUUAUAAUAUAUAUAUAUAUAUAUAUAUAUAUAUAUAUAAAUAAUAUUAUAUAUAUAUAGUUUGUGUUUAUAUUGUACUAAAGCCGUUCGAAAAGCACAUUUGGUCGAUUAUUAUGC